CUUCAUACAGAAAUUACACUACUUUUUUUUCCAAUCGUCAAUAACCGUCGCAGGCGGCGCUAGAAGAACACGAUCGGAGCUUGAUUCGAUCUCCGAUGGCCGGACAAUCUCGAAAAUGGAUGAUUCUAGUUGCUACUAUAUGGAUACAAGCUUUCACCGGAACAAAUUUCGAUUUCUCUGCUUAUUCAUCGAAGAUGAAAUCUGUUCUCGGAAUCUCUCAGGUUCAGUUAAACUAUCUCGCUGUUGCUUCUGAUCUUGGCAAGGCUUUCGGAUGGUCAUCUGGUUUAGCUUCUAUUUCGUUUCCACUUUGGAUUGUUAUGUUUAUCGCUGCAUUUAUGGGAUUGUUUGGUUAUGGCAUUCAAUGGCUUGUUAUCAGGAACGUGAUUACUUUGCCUUACUUUGUGGUAUUUAUGUUAUGCUUGUUGGCUGGUUGUAGCAUUUGUUGGUUCAACACAGUUUGUUUUAUUCUCUGCAACAGGAACUUCCCAUCCAAUAGGCCACUUGCAAUCUCCUUGACAGUGAGUUUCAACGGUGUAAGUGCAGCCUUAUAUGCACUAGCUGCAAAUGCCAUAAACCCAUCAUCAAAUUCACUUUACCUUUUCCUCAAUGCCAUAGUUCCUCUUAUCACUUCCAUUGCAGCUCUAGUCCCCAUUCUAAGACAACCCACUUUAAGUCCACUUUCACAAGACCACAACCGUCGUGAUUCAUUCAUAUUCCUUAUAUUAAACAUCUUAGCAGUCAUUACUGGCCUUUACCUCCUAUUCUUGACCUCUUCUAACGCAUCCACAGCUAGACUCCUCUUUGGUGGCGCACUCUUGCUUUUGAUUCUCCCGUUGGGGAUCCCGGGCAUGGCAUAUGCCCGGGAAUGGUUUCAUCGCUCGGUGUACUCGAGCUUUCAGCUCGAGGGGUCUGGGUUUUUAUUGGUGGAUGUUGAUGAUCUUGAACUUCAUAGGGAGAUUAUCACUAGAGAGACUAGUAGUAUGGCUAAUUUACUUCAGGUUCCACUUUUGAAUGGAGAUGAGCCCGGGAAUGGGUCGAUGAUUGUUGGGAAAAACGAAGAAGGGUGUUGCCAAUCGGUGAUGUGGAAGGAUAAGUUGGUGAUGCUUGGUGAAGAACAUAAGGCUAAGAUGUUGGUUAAAAGAUUGGACUUUUGGUUGUAUUAUAUUGCAUAUUUCUUUGGAGGAACGAUUGGAUUGGUGUAUAGUAAUAACUUAGGCCAAAUCGCGCAAUCUCUUGGACAAGGGUCGAAGACCUCAACACUCAUUACUCUCUAUUCCUCGUUCUCGUUCUUCGGUCGUUUGCUUUCCGCCGCCCCUGAUUAUUUGAGAGUGAAAUUUUACUUCGCAAGAACAGGUUGGCUUGCGAUUGCGCUAGUGCCAACUCCAAUUGCCUUCUUCCUACUAGCUUCCUCAGGAAGUGCAGCUUCACUCCACAUCUCCACAGCACUAAUAGGAAUGAGUUCCGGUUUCAUAUUCGCAGCUGCAGUCUCCGUCACAUCCGAGCUAUUCGGUCCCAAUAGUGUAGGCGUGAACCACAACAUCUUGAUAACAAACAUCCCCCUCGGUUCAAUGAUCUACGGGUUCUUAGCAGCCCUCGUUUACGAUGCGAACGCUGGAUCCGGUUCAGGGUUCAGGCUCACCAUGACCCGAAUAGUGAUGGGCGGGGAUUCGGUUGUGUGCAUGGGUCGUAGCUGCUAUUUCUUGACGUUUAUUUGGUGGGGAUGCAUUUCGAUUCUCGGGUUUGGGUCGAGUGUGAUGCUGUUUUUAAGGACUAGACCGGCUUAUGAACGGUUCGAAAGGGAUAGGAAAGCAACUCAAUUUGAUGAUGAUUAUGAUGAUGAUGAUUAAAAAUGUGUGUUGGAGAUAUAGGUUAUGUAAUUAGGUGCGUAAUGGGGUCCUGGGGAUUCAUUACGGUUUGUGAUUGAGGAAAUUUAAUCAAUUAAAUAGAGAAGAAAUCCUAUAUGGGUUUUUUCACUACUUUAUUGUCUA
Molecule: messenger RNA, 1988 nt
Organism: Impatiens glandulifera
Lineage: Eukaryota; Viridiplantae; Streptophyta; Magnoliopsida; Ericales; Balsaminaceae
Product: protein NUCLEAR FUSION DEFECTIVE 4
Exons: 3
Coding region: 96-1847 (583 amino acids)
Cellular component (GO): membrane
Source: RefSeq, a predicted model, not a curated record